UGAAGCAGCAUCUUCAAGACUAUGAGAAGGACAAGGAGAACAGUGUGCUGUCUUACCAAACGAUCCUGGAACAGCAGAUUUUAUCCAUCGAUCGGGAAAUGCUGGAGAAGUUGACUGUAUCCUAUGAUGAAGCAGGUACAACUUGUCUGAUUGCCCUGUUGUCAGACAAAGAACUCACAGUGGCCAAUGUGGGCGAUUCGCGAGGAGUCCUGUGUGACAAGGAUGGCAACGCGAUCCCCCUGUCACACGACCACAAGCCCUACCAACUGAAAGAGAGGAAGAGGAUUAAAAGAGCUGGUGGUUUUAUCAGCUUUAACGGCUCAUGGCGCGUGCAGGGGAUCCUGGCCAUGUCCCGCUCCUUGGGAGAUUACCCGCUGAAGAACCUGAACGUGGUCAUCCCCGACCCCGACAUUCUCACCUUUGACCUGGACAAACUGCAGCCAGAGUUCAUGAUCCUGGCGUCAGAUGGUCUGUGGGACGCGUUCAGCAACGAGGAGGCCGUGCGGUUCAUCAAGGAGCGCCUGGAUGAGCCUCACUUCGGUGCCAAGAGUAUAGUUCUACAGUCCUUUUACAGAGGGUGUCCUGAUAAUAUAACAGUGAUGGUGGUGAAGUUCAGGAAUAGCAGCAAAACAGAGGAACAGUAAUUUCCAGCGGCCCUCUGCCUCGCUCUGAACUGAAAACAAACUCUUCCAUUUGCAACGUAGUAGAAAGCUCUAGUAAAUACCGUCCAGAUCCUACACGAAAGGAACAGAUCCCUCCGGUCUGUGUUCUUUGCUUAACGAAAGGAGCAAUACAACAAAUACCUUCUGAGUGAUGAUAAUUGAGUUUGUUCACAUGUACCUGCCUCCUGUGACCCUGCUGCUUCUUAGAAACUGACUGUAACCAUCCAUUUCAGAGUUUUCUUUACAGCUGUGGCCUCUCCGUUUGAUCCCUUACCUCCCCCUGCUGGUAGCCAGAGGUUGGCCGGGUGCAGAGCGGGGCCGGGGCAGUGCUGACCCAGCUGCGAGUGACCCGAGUGCUGCUGCCUCGCUCGCAGGACACAGCUUGGAUGUUUGUCAAAACACCUCACCAGGGAAAAGAAGAAUUAGACCCAGCAGUCUGCAGAACUCUGAGGGAUGCUUGUAGAGCAGAAACAGCGCUACUAAUCCUUCACAGGCAUCUGGGAAGUUGCAAUUGGAGCAAUGGUCAGCACCAUGAGUGAGAAGCUCACAGCUGCCUCACGCUGUCGAGGUGAGUGAGAGCUGCUGAGGGAUGCCCAACCUUCUCCUGAGCACAGCUCACCUGCUGGUUGUUCCAGCACUUGAGAUGGACGGGAAAACAAGGUGUCAGGAGUCGUGCGCUUUUCCAUUCCUCAGGGAGCACUGGUAGAGUGGCUCGCUCUGGAAGGAGGCUGUGCUCACAGGACUGAGGACAACACAGAGUGCAGGGCAAUGCAGCACUGCUGGGCAGGCGUGUGGGGAUGUUCAUCCCAGGAUCCACUCCCUCUGUCAGUCACAGGCCCAUCCAGUCAGUGACCCUUUCGGCCCUGCUUCAACCUUCUAGUUUCUGCAGCUGCAACAGUAGCUGGUUUAGUACCUUCCAUCUUCUCUGCAACACUCCCACCUUUCUCAUAGCUGUUUCCUGGCCAAAGACAUUCAUGCCCAUGACCUCUGAUGAGGCUGUUGACUUUUGCUUUUAUUACUUUAAAAAACUAGUUAUGGUUUCUUCAGGUUUAAAGAUGAAGGACUAAUGGAGAGGAGAGGCUUUGUGCACCUUUCUGCACACACGUGUAGUACCUGCCUGUGCUCCCUCAGAGAAGCCUCCUGAGAAGUUUUUAAUCCAGAUCUGGACAUUUGUGGCUUCCCAGUCAGGCUUAUCUGUGCCAAGUUCUAUCUCAAUGUAUACAGCUGCUGGAUGGCAGGACUAAGUAAUAGCCACAUUGCUUAUGCAAUCUGAAGGAUCUAGGGCCUGAUCCUCCGCUGCCUUAAUGAUCUGUCCUGUGUCUGGAAAGGGCUGCCAGACACCAUACCAGAAUCACCCCCAGGGACACGAGCAGUGUGGCAGAGCAACUCCCAGCAGCAGACAGGCAGUGCUGCCAGCACACCAGCCUCAGUCCUGCUCCCCUGCCUGGGCACCUCCGUGAAAAGAGGGAGAAGCAUUUUGGUUAAGGUGGCUUGCACACAUUGUUGAGCUUCCUCUUGCCAUAUGUGUCCACGGAAGUAUUCAGUUGCCUCAGCCUGAGAGCAGCUCAGUGUGUGACAUCUGUUCAUCGAGAGCAUCAUGUCAGAAAACUGAAGCACAAAGUUGCUGCCAAAGAGCAUCUUUCAUAAGGUCUAAUGGGAAAAAAUGUACCUUGUAAUUAGUCAUCUCCUCCAGCACCUGAAAGAAUUUAGCUCUUCCCAGUGGAAUUAUGAGCCAACGGUUAACUCCUGUAGCACAUAUUAAAGAUACUUCAUUUAGCCUUCAUUCUGAUUACACACUACCGGAUAGUUUCUCUCUGAUCCUGUAGUGGGGGUCAGGAAGGCUGUCACGUCCCAGCCCGGGACAGCCUCUGAGCCGGGCUCGCUGAGCUGGGCUCACAGCUCAGUCUGCUGGCAGCUGGGCCUGGGCACAGCGAGUCAGCUCACAGAGCCGUGAAGGUCACGGCUGCUCUCAGACCGCGAGGAAAACGUGGGUGAUUCCGAGCUCCCAGUGCAGGAGGUCGCUCCGAGGUUAAGCAGCUCCUUCCCUCAGGCUGAAGGCUGAGAAACACCAGUGUUAGGUGCUAAACACAGGCGGGAAGAGUCUGGCCCUGCCUGGCCCCGGCAGCUGCUGCAGCGCUGGGCAGUGUAUCACGCUGGGGCAGGGGCAGUCCCAGGUGGCUCUGUGAUGACUGAGUCGGCACCGGGGUCCUCAAAUUGCUAAAGAUGCAAAAUUUGACAUGAAUGAGCCCGUUUUACUGAAUAAACCGUUUGGAUAAGUGUAAAUGCAGUAGCUGCCAUCUGACAUCACCAAGCGUUGUGAGCACACAGUCGGUACCAGAGCUCCUGCUGACGGGACUGCAGUGUUGUACCAUUCACACGAGGUACAAUUACAAAUAAACACAAGAGGUUGUAAAGCUUUUAGAACACUGAAGUCAGCCCUAAAGCAGCACAUCAGCUCAAAGACACAGCGUUUGCCACGGAAACACACGGAAACAGCUUGAAAACCCGGGCUGGGUGUUGUUUGGCUGCCUCAGAAUACGUGCCAUCCUUGCUUUGAAUAUUCCUACAUUGGUCAUGUGUCUGAUGCUUAUUUUACAUAGAGAAACAUUUAUUAGGUGAUUAUACUAAAGAGAAAAAUCAACAAAUCCCUCAGCAGCCCUUCAUUUUCUCUUCCAUCUCAAAAUGUGCCCGUACAAAGUGGCAGAGCCAGAGCUCAGAGUGUCCUGCUGAUGUGUGCCAACUGUGCAGAGCAGGACCAUGGCCCCUCAGGGCUCUCAGGGGGGUUGGGAAUCACCUGCCUGAACCUGAGGGCUCCUCACUAAAGAGACAGGGAUGAGGAAGUUACUGUGAGGUGUAGGAAGCGGCUGUUCCACAGCGGUCUGUAGGUACACACAACCCUCUGGGUGUUCUGCUGAACACAGUGCGAAGCCAGAGCAGCUGAAGCCUCUCUAAAACCAUCAACACUGAGCAAAUCUUGAGUAUAGGUUUGGAAUCCACCUUUAUGAGCAGGUCAGCUCCUUUGUCUGCUCAGUCCUUAAAGGACUCCUGAUGAGUUGAGCAUCAGGGAAAUAACCCCCUUUUUCUGCAGCCAGCCAGCCCUAUUCUCCUGACCGCCUGUGGAGGCACAUCCGUACUUCCAGUGCUCAGAAACCUACUGCAGCCUCUGUUCCACUGAGGUAAUUAAAUGAAUCAUCAGAUAGAGCAGUUCAGGGCUGUCAAACACAGGUCUCUGGGAAGCCCUGCACUGUGUCCAGGGGGUGAGCAAUGCAGAGGAAACAACUUUCUCUGCCCUUAUUUUUGGCACUAACAAGCGUCAGGGUCAGGCUGCGAGGGCUGACGGGCUCCCCACCACACUGCCCUGGCCCUCUGCCUCUGCUCUCAGGGCACAGGAGACUGUGACACCACAACUGCCAGGGUCCAGCUCUGUUUUUUAAAUUUUCUCCUUGUGUUAAGGAAAAUUUAGUGAUGUUCCAAACAUGGAUUCACUGAAGAACGUUCUCUGGAGCGAGUACCAUUCUGCUCUUUGCUGGGUUGUUCCUACAUGUGUAAGCUGGGUGUAAAACAUGAGCAGGGGUUAGCAAUGCUAGAUUUACAAGUCCAUUUUCAUACAGUUCAAACCCCUCUGCAACAGUUGCCUGAUAGCCACACAGUUAAGAGGAGCAGGGUGGAAGAACAGCCACAACACCUGCAGUGUGUGACACGGGGUGGCUGGGACACUGGCGCUACCCUGAGCAUCGGGGGACACAGCCUGGGAAACAGGACGGCCUCACACUGAAAAUGACCCCUGGAAGCCAGCAAGGGCAGGUCAGAGCGUUGCCAACCAAAGCCCUGCACGACACACAGAUAACAACCCCCUGGGUUAAGGACAGCCUCUGCCCAGCACUGCACGGUCAGCGGUAUGGGAGAAGGGCCUCUGCAGCCUCACUGGGAAGGGUUUUCUCUUGCAGACAGAAGCAUUUGGAAGAUUUUCUCUUUCCUGCAAGCUGAGGGAAGCCAAGGCAGAGGGUUGCCAAGAGGAGCAGUUUGUCCUGGUGCUCGCACUGCAGAAACCCCCUCAGGUCACUGCAGCCUGUGGGGAGGCGAGAGGGAAACACAGCCCAGACACACAAACCACCUCAGGGGAGCUCACAGGGGAAACUCUGUCUUUGUAAAUCCUUCUUUGGGAGGAAAAGCAAGUCCCAGAGCCCUGUAAGGGCAGGUGGAUGAUGGGCAGGAGGAGCUGCAGGCGGAUGCUGCCCAUAGCCAAGGGGCAGCCAGCAGCUGCAGCCCACAGCCUGCACUUCCCUCGGGCCAGGGACAGAAAGUGGCUGCAGGACUUGGGGGAUUUAGUUUGGUUUACAGUUUUAGGUUUCUUUAAAAGGUGAUUUCAACUACACGUGAAAAAAAAUAAUCAGCCAAGUGGACCAUCUGCUUGGCUUUAUUUUGUGUUCUCUCCUUGCUACGUGGAGCACUCGCCUCUGGCUGUGACUCACAGCUUCACGUGCAACACACAACAACUGCAUCCAGUUACUGCAGGCAGCCUCACAUCCCUUCCCCUGCCCCCCCUUCUCUUCCAGGCAGGCCACUUGCCUGCAUCUUAGAGUCUUAGCAUUCAGAAGAAAUCUUGGCCUGUGGUUUAGGCUUGGGUGUUACUACAGUAUUUUAGGCAGAGGCAGUAACAUUUGGGCCCAGGGCUGAGUAAAUGCUGACAUUAGUUCAGUCUUCAGCUCUCAUACCUCUUGCAUGGCUGCUGACACCAGGAACCUUAGCUUAGGUAUCAGGUUUUAUGGUCUUUUAAGCAAUAAUAAGGUCAGACUCAACACAAGCCCAAUUUGGAAAGGAGGGGUUUUAUAAAAAGAAACAGGAGUGCUUUACAACGUACAUUUCCUGCAGACUCAUGUCACCUGAGAUUACAGUUUGUACCCUGUACAAACCCACACUGAGGAAAGCAACAGCCUUUCAGCCCACAGUCCCUUCAGCAGGACCUACAACGAGGGUGCUGUGCUGUGUGUCAUGCACAGCCCCCCUCUCUGUGAGCCUCCCUCCCCCUUCCCUCAGCAGGAGCUCUGCCUGCUUCAGCCAGCCAGGCCCUGAAGGCUGCCUGGCCCUUCAUCAUUACUUUGUUUCUCUGGACAAAGCAAUACAAACUGUGCCGCAGGAUCAGUGCUCUUGUGACAAAUAAUUUCUCUCUAAACAUGUAACAUGACAGGCUGGUAAAAAAAUAUUUAGGGUUUGUGGGUUUUUUUUAAAUAAACAAAGAACAAGUGAAGACGUUUCUGACAGAGCUCUCAGGAUCUGCCCACUGUACAACCACCAUGUAACAGACCCCAAAUCCACAGGAGCAGCUGGAGCUUCACCUCUGGUCCUAGAAGUGCAGCAGCAUCCUCCCCUGGGUUAUGCAAUACUGUCCCUUUGGCUACUUACUGUAACAAAAAAUACCUAUUUUUGAAAAACUUUGACCUUAAUAUACAUCCUUAGAACACUGACAUCUGAAACAGUGCCCUGGGAUUCUCCUCACCACCUCAUUUUUAUAGCUAAACAGAAUCACACGUGUGCUGUGUUGCCAUCUGAAAAACCUGUUGAAAAGAGCAAAGUGGAGUGCUGAUCACCAUCCCCACGUGCCCCCAAAGCCAGGGACACCGCACAGGCUGCACCAGGCACUUCUGCACCUCUUCUAAUUCGUCUCCAAGAGACUACCUGAAAGACAGCCACUGUCCAUAGGCCAUGGCGUCCGCGCCGCAGCAGGAGCGAGGGGCAGGGCUGUGUCAUUCCAGGUGUACAGGAUGUAACUAUAGGGUCUUCACGGUGUAGUGGGUGUGUCAAGAAUAAUCAUGUUAAUGCAAACUGCAAACGCUGUAUCGUUGUCUAGUAGAAGUGUAAGCCUACUGAACACUUGGCCUUGCUGAUACCAAUAAAGUGGUUCCAAUACCCGUCUUUACA
Colius striatus (speckled mousebird) is the source of this 6581-nucleotide messenger RNA. RefSeq names its product protein phosphatase, Mg2+/Mn2+ dependent 1L (gene PPM1L). The transcript has 4 exons. Gene Ontology annotation, cellular component: nucleus; cytosol. Gene Ontology annotation, biological process: positive regulation of canonical NF-kappaB signal transduction; protein dephosphorylation; positive regulation of canonical Wnt signaling pathway. Lineage: Eukaryota; Metazoa; Chordata; Aves; Coliiformes; Coliidae. The record is from RefSeq and is a predicted model, not a curated record. Gene Ontology annotation, molecular function: protein serine/threonine phosphatase activity. Bases 99 to 644 code for a protein of 181 amino acids.